Messenger RNA from Sitodiplosis mosellana (orange wheat blossom midge), 1035 nucleotides. RefSeq lists its product as uncharacterized. Gene Ontology annotation, cellular component: extracellular region. Gene Ontology annotation, biological process: olfactory behavior; sensory perception of smell. The coding region runs from base 19 to 885 and encodes 288 amino acids. The transcript is spliced from 13 exons. The record is from RefSeq and is a predicted model, not a curated record. Lineage: Eukaryota; Metazoa; Arthropoda; Insecta; Diptera; Cecidomyiidae. Gene Ontology annotation, molecular function: odorant binding; dibutyl phthalate binding.
AGAAUACUAAUCGUGAAAAUGAGCAAAACCAUUAGUUGUCUUGUAUUCCUAAGCAUUUGCGGUGCUUGUUUGGCUGGUAUGACGGUGGAACAAGUAAAAAAGUCGGCUGAGACGAUACGGAAUGUGUGUCAGCCAAAAUCUAAACUUUCCGAUGAUGUUGUCAAUAAAAUGAAUGAAGGAGUAUUUCCAGAGGAUAAAGCAGCAAAAUGUUUUGUUCUCUGUAUUUUGGAGAAUUUGCAGUUAAUGAAAAAGAAUAAGGUCAAUUAUGACUCGGCCAUGAAGUCAUUUGAUACAAUGUUACCCGACGACAUGAAGGAUGACUACAAAAAUUCGCUUACCACGUGUAAGGAUGCAGCUGCUGGAGUGAAAAAUGCUUGCGAUGCUGCCCACAAGGUGGUCACUUGUGUCUACAAGAAUAAUCCAAAGUUUAUGUUUGUUAAUACCACUAUUACAGUUAAAAUGAUUAAAGUGAUUCUUCCUGUUGUUGUGAUUACGCUGUCAUACAUUUCAGUGGUGCAUUGUGAUGCCGAGGCUCAAAUGCGUCAGAGCGGCGAUAUGGUCCGAGCUGUGUGCCAACCCAAGCAUAAAAUUUCCGAUGAUGUCGUUUUAGGCGCUCGUGAGGGUAAAUUUCCCGAUGACAAAAAUUUUAAGUGCUAUGUCCAGUGUGUGAUCGAAAUGAUGGGUAUGAUGAAGAAGAAUAAGGUCUUAUACGACUCAGCAAUGAAACAAUUCGAUGUUUUGUUGCCCGAUGAAUACAAAGAGCCCUAUAAACAUGCGUUGAACUCAUGCAAAGACGCAACGGGAGGUGCAAAAAAUGCAUGCGACGCUGCUUAUAAUCUUCUCAAAUGUUUCUACGCUAACAAUACGAAAUUUACAUUUGCAUGAUUGCUUUUAUUUGGUUUCAGACGUCGGGUCUGAACAUAAUAUUUUCAGUUAUGAAAAAAAAAAUGCGAAUAUAAUAUUUCUUCUCGAUAAUUGUUCGGAAAUACAUGAAAGAUGGUUUAAAAUAAAGAUGGCAUCUAGGUUAACCUAAAA